UAAAUGAGAACAUCACAAACACACACCGGUCAUGAGCUGGGAGAAUUUUUGUUAACCAUUUAAGGAGAGCGAAUUAAAUCUUCGUCCUCUUCUGCGAGAAGAAGCAGAAGCAGAAGAACAAGAACAAGAAGAAGGAGAGGGAGAAGAAGACAGAGAUAGAGGAAGCUCUAUCACCUUUCCGCGCCUGUCGGAGCUCCGGGGCUGUGUUCACUGAGGCAGGCGGCACACUGGCUUGGCUGAGCCGUUUUGGCUCGCUGCCAGUUCUUCUUCUUCUUCUUCUCAAGCGCUCGCAGUGUUGAUAGCUGGGAAAUGAUGUCCAUUGUGGCCCUAUCCCGUACCACCAAGGAAACAUGAGCUGUUAUCACUCCCACACCGCAGUGCCUUGAUUUAUGUGGUGCAAAAAAAAGACAGUUUAACUGUCACACAGCAGCGUAUUAAUAAUUUUGAUUGAACAAUUAUUUGAAUGGUAUUUUCAAGUAGGUGAUUUAAUGUACAUCAAAACAGCUUUAUUUACAACCCCUGCUCAUAAUUUGCAAGACUGAGAAUGGAUUAAUAGAAAUUAACAACAAAUAUUCACUUCGGGCAGGAAAGAGUUACACUUGUGACGUCGCAGCCAGCUGACUGACCACGUGGUUUUGCGGAAGUAAGAUUACCAACAACUUGAGGAGAUCUUCUUGAAAGAAUGCUGCGCUGUUUUGCUUUGUUCAUCAUCUUUGGAUGUGUGAACAAAGUUACGUGUCUUCAGAGUUCAUGUGGGGCCGAGCAGGAAGGCGCCGCCCCGCAGGGAGCGGCGGGCUGCGGCUGCGGAAACCUAAAGAGAGCCGCCGUGGACCCUGCGGUGGAGCACGGGACAGUUUCAGUAGACUCAGCUGUCAAAUACUCCAAAGGCGCCAAUGAGAGGCCGCCUGAGGCUCAGGGAGGGGAGAGGACAAUGCAGAGCCAGAUGGUGCUGAUUUCUGGAGGAGAAUUCCUGAUGGGGACGGACAACCCAGGCAUCCCUGCAGAUGGAGAAGGCCCUCAGAGGGUGGUGCAUGUGGACUCCUUCAACAUGGACAUCCAGGAAGUCACUAACAGGCAGUUCCAGAGCUUUGUCAAUGCCACAGGAUAUGUUACUGAGGCAGAGAAAUUUGGAGACUCAUUUGUAUUUGAGGGACUUUUGACUGACACAGUCAAAAACCAAAUCACCCAAGCAGUGGCUGCUGCCCCCUGGUGGCUUCCAGUCAAAGGGGCACACUGGAGGCACCCUGAGGGUCCAGACUCCAACAUUGCAGACAGGCCGGACCAUCCUGUUCUACAUGUGUCCUGGGCAGAUGCUGUCGCCUACUGCUCCUGGGCCAACAAGAGACUUCCUACAGAGGCAGAAUGGGAGUAUGCCUGCAGGGGCGGCCUGAAAGACAGACUUUACCCCUGGGGAAACAAGUUGAACCCAAAUGGACAACACUAUGCCAACCUCUGGCAGGGGGAUUUCCCCAGCCAUAACUCUGGAGAGGAUGGAUACAUCAAAACCUCACCUGUGAUGUCUUUUCCCGCCAAUGGCUUUGGUCUGUAUGACAUGGUGGGGAAUGCUUGGGAAUGGACUUCAGACUGGUGGAAUGUGCAUCACACCACAGACCGGCAACACAACCCAAAAGGUCCUCCUUCAGGCACAGACAAGGUGAAGAAGGGGGGGUCAUACAUGUGCCACAAGUCUUAUUGUUACAGAUACCGAUGUGCGGCCCGAAGCCAGAACACUCCAGACAGCUCAGCCUCUAAUCUUGGUUUUCGCUGUGUCUCUCAGGAGCAACAGUGACCUGACCUGCUUGUCUUGCCUGCUCUCUGACCCCAGUGUUGGAGGCAGAGUAAAACCAUGAAAGCAGUAUUGAUAGUGAGGCUAUUUACGUGCCAUCGCAUUAGCUUGCAUCUGAAGGUGAUUUAAAAGAAGAAAAAAAGACAGAGGGCUUCAAACUGUUUGGAGUCAAGAAUGUCCUAUACUACUGCAAAUACUGUCAGCACUCCUAAAUACUAAAAGUUUAUUUUUUCAGACUUUUCAGACUUUUUCAUUCAAAAUGUAUAGAAACAUUCUCUUUACACCUCUGAGCACAAGUGGAGAGAGACCUGAGCAACUCAGCUCAUUGUUUCUGCUUGGGUCAAAGAACUUAUCAGUAGCAAAGAUCAAUGUGGAAAGAGAUCUGAAUUCAGUUGAAGUCAGUUCUUAAUGAACAUGACCUAAUGUACAGUAUAACAACACAGAGAUUGUUGUAAAAAUAUUUUUCUAGACAUUUUUUUGCAAGCUAUGAUAAGUCGGUGACAAAUGGAACCCUGAAUGAAACCAUUUGUCUUUCUCUUUGUGUGCGAGUGUGUGUGUGUGUGUGCGUGCAUGCGUGCGUGUGCACACGCGUGUGUGCUUGUGUUCAUGUAUGCAUCUUCAAAUUGAAAGUUUAUAUAUAUUAAUUUUAUUGUUUCAACAUUUCGACAUGUUUGCCCUAUUAUAUCCCUUAGUUUUACUUUGUGUGAAUUUUUCCAUAAUAAAAAGAGAAGCU
Seriola dumerili (greater amberjack) is the source of this 2519-nucleotide messenger RNA. It is a transcript of the gene sumf1, whose product is annotated as sulfatase modifying factor 1. NCBI's taxonomy places the organism in Eukaryota, Metazoa, Chordata, Actinopteri, Carangiformes, Carangidae. Gene Ontology annotation, cellular component: endoplasmic reticulum. The coding region runs from base 683 to 1789 and encodes 368 amino acids. The record is from RefSeq and is a predicted model, not a curated record. The transcript is spliced from 10 exons.